This is a messenger RNA of Nicotiana tabacum (common tobacco), 1165 nucleotides long. RefSeq lists its product as uncharacterized. The record is from RefSeq and is a predicted model, not a curated record. Gene Ontology annotation, molecular function: ditrans,polycis-polyprenyl diphosphate synthase [(2E,6E)-farnesyl diphosphate specific] activity. Gene Ontology annotation, cellular component: dehydrodolichyl diphosphate synthase complex; endoplasmic reticulum membrane. NCBI's taxonomy places the organism in Eukaryota, Viridiplantae, Streptophyta, Magnoliopsida, Solanales, Solanaceae.
UUCUUCAGUCCACAAAACAAAAAGAAGUGGGAGAGACAACUGACAAGCAGUGCGUGUGCAUUGGUUGAAUAAUUAGAUGAUUGCGUCACGUGUACAAAUUUCAUCAAGUUAGAGAGAGGCAGACGAAGCUCCCGUGACUGCAACACAGCGUAUUUCUGUUUCUCUGUGUACAACUGAACUGAGAUCAAAUCAUGCACCCAUUACUUCCCUCAAUUUAGGACCAAAUAUAGUAUUUGCAGAUCAAUGGAUUUAGGGAAUGAGGUGCAGAAGAUUCUAAGCUGGACAUCUGUGUGUGGUAACCUUGGUCUUCAUUUGGUCUGGCUCAUCCUACACUUGAUCAUCAAUGUUUGGUACUCUGUAUUGGGCAUAGCUCGUAAAGUGGAGAAUACCCUCAUUUCUAGCGGGUUGCUAAAGAGUUACAAUGCCAUUAACAUUAGUAAAGUGCGAUACCUGGCUGUUGUGAUUGAAAGCGAAGAAGCUCGCCAAACUUCAAAAGUUCUUGAAUUAUUGCAUUGGCUUGCAUCUAUUGGUAUAAAAAGCAUCUGCCUCUAUGAUAGAGAAGGAGUGCUGAAAAAGUCCCAGGAAGCCAUUAUAGAAGGAUUGAACAAGUCCCAGGAAUCCAUCAUAGAUGGAUCGGAUCAUGGAACCUUGCCUGAGCAUGUAGAUCUGGAGUUUGUCUCUUUUGCUGAUUCAAAACCUGCCGUGGCCAAGGCAGCUAAUUUACUUUUUGUCAAGCAUUACGCCAGCACCAAACCAGGAAAACCGAAUAUUACUGAGUCUGACAUGUCUGAGGCUCUACAAGCAGCAGGUUAUGAGGGACGAGAGCCUGAUCUUUUAUUAGUUUAUGGUCCUGUGAGAUGUCACAUGGGUUUCCCAGCAUGGAGAAUCCGGUACACUGAGAUUGAACAUAUGGGGCCCCUGAAGUCCAUGAAAUUUGGUUCCCUCAUAAAAACCAUCCAUAAAUUCACAAAGGUGCAUCAAAACUAUGGCCAAUGAACACUUGAAGAUGGAGUGAUUUUUUCCUCAGUAUGAGAUUGUUAUGCUUCUCAGCAUUUACAAUAUGCAGUCAGCUUCGUCUUAUAUAUUUAUAUUAUUCCAAGAUUUCAUACAAAAUAUGUGGCGGCAAACCUUAAAUUCUAAUAACAAAUACCCCUUUGUGCACUCU